Molecule: messenger RNA, 756 nt
Organism: Habropoda laboriosa
Lineage: Eukaryota; Metazoa; Arthropoda; Insecta; Hymenoptera; Apidae
Product: histone-lysine N-methyltransferase SETMAR-like
Exons: 2
Coding region: 1-756 (251 amino acids)
Molecular function (GO): nucleic acid binding
Source: RefSeq, a predicted model, not a curated record
AUGUUUGAAAAACGUCUCUCGACUCUUCGCCGCGAGGGCCAAGAGUUGCCAGGCCUAGCAUCAGCUGCUCGAAACAUAAAUGCUGCAUUCGGGAAUGAUACAGUUAACGAACGUACAGUGCGUCGAUGGUUCGAAAAAUUCCAAGCCGGAGAUGAAAGCCUCGUUAUUGAAGCACGCGGAAGACCAGAGCCGUCCGUUAACGACGAUCAGUUGCAGAUUUCUAUCGAAGCAAGUACGCGACAAACAGUUAGAGAUUUGGCACAAGAAUUCAGUGUAAGUCCCAUGACAAUUUCACGUCACUUGAAAUUGAUUGGGAAAGUGAAAAAGCUGGACAAGUGGGUACCACAUGGACUUAACGAACGGCAGAAGCUCCAACGUCAAGACAUAUGCAAUUCACUGCUAAUCCGAAAUGAUAGGGACCCGUUUUUGGAUCGCAUUGUCACUUGUGAUGAAAAGUGGAUACUGUAUGACAAUAGACGACGUUCUGCCCAAUGGUUGGAUGCAGAUGAAUCCCCACGACAUGUGCCAAAGCCAGUCUUGCAUCCAAGGAAGACAAUGAUCACAGUAUGGUGGUCAGUGGCUGGUGUAAUUCACUAUAAUUUCUUAAGGACGGGUGAAACAAUUAAUGCGGAGAAAUAUUGUGCCGAAAUUGAAGCAAUGCACCAGAAAUUGCGGGUGAAACAACCGGCAUUGGCCAACCGAAAGGGCCCAACUGUGCUUCAUGAUAAUGCUCUCGACUGCAUGUUUCACAAAUAA